Messenger RNA from Iphiclides podalirius (scarce swallowtail), 717 nucleotides. The record is from the annotation of a GenBank genome assembly. Lineage: Eukaryota; Metazoa; Arthropoda; Insecta; Lepidoptera; Papilionidae.
AUGGGCAAAGUAAAAGUAGACGGCAGAGCACCCGCUAUAAAAGCGGCGGACGCCGCAACGAGUUAUCAUACAACCACCAACAUUCACGGAGACCAUACAACAACCAUGGCCAAGUGGAGCAUUGUCGCCCUUGCUUUGAUCGGCUGCGCCGUCGCCGAGCCCCCAGUCGGGUACAGCUACUCUGCCCCGUCAUCCCUCGUCUACGUUGGCAGUGGUCAUGGAUCUCCGCUCAGCAGCGGUGGCCACUACACCCAGGUCCCCGUCGGGCACCAGACCUCCGAGGGCUACCACAUCGACCCUCAUCUACUCGGAAAGAUCAAGCACAUCAUCCUGAAGGACGAGAUCCAGAACCAGGCCUACCAGUCCGCCUCCUCCGGCCUUAGCCACGGCAUCUCGUCGCACUACGGUGCCCCGGCCCCAGUCUACGGCGUGCCCCACGAGAGGAUCGUGGGAAUCGAGCUAGACCACAUCCAGCAGGGUAUCCAGGUCGCGCAGUACCACCAGGCUGAAGAAGGCUACGCUGGCUACGCAGGUGGCUACGCGGGCGGUUACGCCGGUGGUUAUUCCAGCGACAGUGGUUACUCCAGCGGCGGUCACGGCUACUCCAGCGGUGGCUCCAUCUCUUACUCCGCUCCAUCGGUCUCCUACAGCACCAUCGGAGCCCCGUCUGGCUCUUACGGAGUGCCAUCCCCAUCUUCCUCCUACGGCGCGCCUCAC